Vitis riparia (riverbank grape) is the source of this 911-nucleotide messenger RNA. RefSeq names its product cinnamoyl-CoA reductase 1-like. The transcript has 3 exons. Gene Ontology annotation, molecular function: oxidoreductase activity, acting on the CH-OH group of donors, NAD or NADP as acceptor. Bases 16 to 498 code for a protein of 160 amino acids. The record is from RefSeq and is a predicted model, not a curated record. Lineage: Eukaryota; Viridiplantae; Streptophyta; Magnoliopsida; Vitales; Vitaceae.
UACUAGCUAUGGUAUAUGCUUUCAAAGACAUUAGCUAAGGUGGCUGCUUGGAAGUUUGCAAAAGAGAAUGGGAUUGACAUGGUUACAAUAAAUCCAGGGUGGGUGAUUGGCCCUCUCUUACAGCCUACUUUUAAUCUAAGUGUGGAGGAAGUUCUGAAGCUACUAAAAGGAGAUACAUUUCCCAAUAAAACACAUCGAUGGGUUGAUGUUAGAGAUGUUGCCAUGGCACAUAUUCAAGCAUAUGAGCUUCCAACAGCUAGAGGCAGAUACUGUUUAGUAGGGAGCAUUUUACACUGUUCUGAGACAAUGAAGAUUUUGCGUAAGCUCUACCCUGCUUUAAACCUACCUGAGAAAUGUGCAGACGACAAGCCUUAUGAACCAACCUAUAUGGUGUCCCAGGAGAAAACUAAAAGUUUGGGCAUCGACUUCACUCCUCUGGAGGUGAGCCUGAAGGACAUUGUGGAAAGCUUGAGGGAGAAGAACUUUGUCAGUUUCUGACACGUGGUAUAGCCAUGCAAAUGAAUCAUAAACAAAAAAUGGUGUCUUCUUGGUAACUUCAUUGUUAAGUGUGUUGGGAGUCAUAUAUCUUCUAACAUGUUCAUGGUAAGCAAUCCCCAAGACAUGCUACAAGUUCUCCAAAAGAAAGCCAACAGCAUAUAAAAAGCAGCAACUUCUAUUUCCGCUUCUGCUCAACAACAAAAGCUAUCAACUAUCCUAAAUGGGCACCAAGGAGAUUCGUAGACCUUAGGCCCCUUCCAAACUAGAUUUUUUGUUUGGGAAGUAACUGAGGAAGAUUUUCACUUGUCAUUAACUUAUGCAGAGGUUGAUAGCUAACAAACUAUGUAAGGACACGGUGAGCUCUGUCUUUGGAAAUGUAUGCAGUGAGGUGGCAUGGCCCAUUACCUUCAUUC